CUAAUAUGACUCUAGAGAAAAGAACAGUCAUCUAUGUAAAACAACCAAAGUUAAUUUGUCAUCCCCCUGACUGAGACACACAGUCCGGUUUCCUCCCCCCACCUUACGUGCUUCUUGCCUGCGUGCGCGUUACAUUUGAGAUUCCGCUUCCCGUGUCCGUGGGGAGCCGAUGCUGGACUAUAAACAGUCUCGGGGUGCGUGUCGCUCCUCAGUCGCAGUCGACUCGAGCACCAGAGCUGACUGUUAGAACAGAUAGCAGCUCACGCACAGGCUAACUCGCUCUCGGUUUGGAUUUUGGGAUGGAAACUCGUGCGGCUGCGCGGAGCGCUCGCGUCUCCAAUACUCUUAGAUUCAAGAGUGGUUUGUCUCUUUGGUUGAUGAUAUGGUUGUUGGCAUGCCGCUGUGCACCGGGUCAGGCAUGUCCCAGGUUGUGUGUAUGCUACCAUAUGCCCAUGACUGUGAGCUGUCAGUCUCAGAACUUCACUGCUGUUCCUGCCGGAGUGCCCUACGACUCCCAGCGCGUUUUCUUGCAAAACAACCGUAUCACUGAGCUCAGAGCCGGCUCCUUUGGCUUCGAAACACAGGUCCUAUGGCUCUACUCCAACAACAUCACAAUUAUCGAAGCAGGUGCAUUCAGUAAUCUGCGUGUACUAGAGGAACUAGAUUUGAGUGUCAACCCAUCACUGCGCAGGCUGGAUGGGGGUGCGUUCAGGGGGCUGGAGCGCUUGCAGAGUCUACACAUGCACCGCUGCCACUUGACCGAGUUGCCCGCUGACCUAUUCCACAAGCUCUACAGCUUGCAAUUCCUCUACCUGCAGGAGAACCAGCUGAGCCACCUUCCAGAUGGCCUCUUUUCCGACUUGGUCAACCUCACCCACCUGUUCCUGCAUGGCAAUCGUAUCCGUAUCCUGUCUGAAAAUGCCUUCCGCGGCCUGGUGAAUCUUGACCGCCUGUUGCUGCAUGAUAACCGCAUCCGACAAGUCCAUCGGCGAGCCUUCCGUGACCUGGGCAGACUGACCAUCCUCUAUCUCUUCAACAAUUCUCUGCAGGAGCUUCCAAGCCAGUUGUUAAAGGAUACGUCGUCGAUGCAGUUUCUCAGGCUCAAUGGUAACCCCUGGACCUGUGGUUGUGAAGCGAUGUCGCUAUGGGAGUGGUUUGGCAAAGCUCGGAUCUCCAGCUCAGACAUAACAUGCUCUUCACCAGCCCCUCGUAAAGGCCAGGACCUGAGGUUCUUGCGGGAGCUGGACUUCGCCCUCUGUCCACUACCUGAACCAGGAUCCCUGGCUGGCACUACAACAACCACCUUCAGCACCAAGACCCGUUGGUGGUUCUCAAAGAACAAACCGGCCUCUUCAUCCAAGAGACACUUUCACAAGAGCAGCGAGACCUUAAAAGCUUCUCCAUUCACCUCUGUCAAACAUUCCUCAUCCUCAUCAUCCUCCUUCUCAUCCAAGUAUGAUCUCACAGUGGAGGAAGCUGCUUUACCCAAGCUAGAGCCUGAAGAGUACUGGGCAAACUAUGGCAAUGAGGAUGCAGCCUCAGUCCACUGUUUCGAGCUUGAAUGUCCACCAGGUUACAACUCUCCCAUUCUUCCAUCUUCCUCUUCGCCUUCUCUACUGUCUUUCCUCUCACUCAUGGCACUUACUUUCUCUUUUCACGUUCUCUUCAGCUGAGUUUUCCACCUCCUCCUCUUCUUCUGUUAUGCUCCACUACAUUUCUCCUGCAAUCGGGCUUAUGCUAAUAAAUGCAUAGAAGCAGCCAUGCAGGAAAGGGUGACAAGACUGGCACACAACAACAAAUACAGUAAACACAACACAAACUGUGCAAUUCAUACAGUACAACAGAGACAGGGCUACUGCAUGCAUGCACUGCCCUGUCAGCAGGCUUUGCAACACCACCUCAAGUCAUGUCCUUCUCAAAAACCAGAGAACACAGGACAAGUAGAGGGGCAAAGAGUAAAAAGUGAGUGUUGUGGAAAAUUAAACUAAAGGUUUCACCAUUGUGAAAAAUGGUGGGGAAAGUUUCUACAUGGAGAGGAAAACUCUCUUGUUGACAAAUGAGCAUACCUGAGUUAUCAAUUUACCUUCACAUCAUCAUAUAAAUAUGAACAUACACAAACUAGACUACUCCUACUUUUCCAACAGGAGACAAAAGAUUACAGAAUAGAUCUCUUGGUAUUUUUGGUGAAUGUUGGGUACUAAACCAGAUACACUAUCACAUACAGUAGCUCCAAAAAGUAUUUAAGCACUUAUGCUACAAUGUCCACAUUUCGAGAAGAACAUUUUACAAAAAGGCUUAUUAGGUUUUAAAUUAUAAAAUAAUAGAGAUAUUGUAUUUGGACACAUUCUGAUUGUUAAAAUGAAAUGUGCGUAGUUGAAGUGAUUAAAUAAAAGCAGAUGCCAUUUGCUUUGAUAAUUUAUUUCCUAAUGCAAUUACAUAUUUAUGCGUGGUUUAAUAUCUACAUAUGUUUGGCCCUACUGUAAAUAAUACGCUGAACAGAUAGCUAAUGGAAGAACUGACUAACAAAGACCAUCACUAAUGUUUUUCAUUUGUUAAAACCAUGUUAAGUACUUUGGUUUGUGUUAGUUAAUCUGAGUUGUGCCACCUGAGUAUCAGAUGAAGUUAGGACAGGAAGUCGAUGUUUAAUUCAAACUGAAGAGCUGCUUGAGGUGAGAGAUCUGUGUUUUCACUGUGUGUAAGAUAUCACAGUCUUUCUCUCUGAGCAAGUUUACAGAAGAUGUCAGACACAAACGGUGUAUUUGUCUAAAAAAACAACAACUUGUAAAUAA
Messenger RNA from Carassius auratus (goldfish), 2789 nucleotides. RefSeq names its product reticulon-4 receptor-like 2. Gene Ontology annotation, molecular function: ganglioside GM1 binding; ganglioside GT1b binding; protein binding. Lineage: Eukaryota; Metazoa; Chordata; Actinopteri; Cypriniformes; Cyprinidae. Bases 300 to 1673 code for a protein of 457 amino acids. The transcript has 3 exons. The record is from RefSeq and is a predicted model, not a curated record. Gene Ontology annotation, biological process: positive regulation of Rho protein signal transduction. Gene Ontology annotation, cellular component: plasma membrane; external side of plasma membrane.